AGAGACCUGGGGUCAGGGAGAGAGGUGAAUAUGGUUUAAUACAAAGCACUAAACUCCCAUGUGCUGGGUGGGCCAGACCAAGGGAAAGAGCUACUUGGCUGUUCUGUGUCUGUGUGAUCAGAUUUCUUCUCCUCAUUGCAUUGCUCCCCCCCCCUUGUCAGUGAUGUCUCUGCCUGUGCUGCUGCCUGGCUCUUGCUGUCCCAUGGCCGGGUUGUCAUCCUCCAUGGCCAAUGCAGCAUCCGCCUCUUCCCCAGGAGGGGAUCCAUCUCAGCAUAGAACUCGCAGGAGCCGCGCGGGUCUGCAGCCCCCUAGAUGUGCAGCCUCCCUCGGACUGUGUCCCCCUCCUCCGCCUCCCCUCUCCUCCAGACGCCGAGCUGGGUCCGGCGCGAUGAUGAUGAUGCCCGGAAGACCCUUGCUUUCCCUGGGCUUGUUGCAGCUUAUCCUGGGCUGCUGUACGGUGGCUCUCAGCUUCGGGGCGCUGUCACUCAGCAAGUCCCCUCAGAUCAGGAGCUCGUGUCCCUUCUGGGCUGGAUCUUCGGUUAUUCUCUCCGGUAUAAUUGGACUGACCACAUGGAAGAGGCCAAUGGUUCUUCUAGUAAACCUAUUUGUAAUGUUAUCCGUGGUCUGUGUCCUGCUGAACCUAGCUGGAUUCAUCUUGGGGUGCCAAGGAGCUCAGUAUGUGUCAAGUGUCCCCAGCUGUCAGCUAGUAGAAAUGAUUGAAGGGAAGAUCUGUGUAUGUUGUGAAGAAUCCCAGACAAACAAGUGUCCGGAAAAAGAGAAUGUUUUGAAGCUUUUCCCAGUCCAGUCCUGCAAUGCAGUCCAUCUCCUACUUAAGAAAGUUUUCUUUGCGUUAUGUGCCCUGAAUGCCCUUACCACCACAGUGUGCUUGGUAGCCGCUGCCCUGCGUUACUUACAGCUGUUGACGACUAGAAGACCCUGCACAGAUGAGUCCCAAGUGUCAGCAGAGGAAGCUGAAGAGCAGGAUCGGGUACCUGACCCGGAAGAGUUUGUCCCACCUGCUCCUCCACCAUCAUAUUUCUCGACUUUCUACUCAUGCACACCAACAAUGAAUCAGAGGGUGGUUGGUAAUGAGAUAAUCCCGUUACCCCACAUCUAUGGAUCUAGAUUCAAAGGGAUUGAAGUGUUUUGUCCCAUGGAGCCUCCACCACCAUAUGAAGCGGUUGUUGGUGCCAAUAGUUCACAGGAGGAAAGAAUUCUGCAAACCACAGACUUAGUGGCAGCUGCUAUGGAUUCUGAAGUGCUGUCCACUGCAGAACAUUCCAGCUGCUGUAAUGAUGAUGCCAUACCUGGACCCAGUGCACAAAUUGUUCCAGCAACAGAUAGUGAGCCAAAUAAUCCACAUCGAAAGAGAUCACACAGUGACCCUGUCAUUCAUGAUCUUCCUGCACGGGGAGCUGUGCCAAGUUGUGAAGCGGCCACACAGACUGAACAAAGGCCUCCUCUGGAAGCUGUAACUUUAAGACGAGCUUUGAGAGCAAAAGCUGCUAGAUCAAGACCUCGUUCUCUAGUGGAUUACAAAUCUUACAUUGACACUAAACUCUUGGUGGCUCGGUUCCUUGAAGAGCCUUCCUGCAGUAUGACUCCUGACAUACAGGAACUGGUGGAAAGCAUAAAGACUGUUCUAAAGUCAGACGAGGAACAUAUGAAUGAAGCUAUCCAAAGUGCCAACUUUCUCGACCAGGUGAUGGUUCCAGAACAGCAAGUUACAACCUCUACCCACAGACAUUCAUGUAGAAGAUACCCAGGUCUCCUCCACUUGGAAAGCUGUGGGGACAUAAGCACAUUUUGUACCGCAGAGACACGCAAGAAAGUGAGAAGUCGACGGACAGUCCGUGAAAGACCUCAUAGCCUCAUUGGUGUUGUGCGUGAGACAGUUUUGUGAACCAUGCUCUAAAAGGCACUAGCCUCAGAAGGGCAAGCUGAGUCCUCAAAUCAGGACUUAACAGGAACAUUGCAAAGAAAUAUGCAAUUAUCCAAGUACUUUGUCCUUCCUAAAUACUUGUUUUUGUUUGUUUGUUUGUUUGUUUGUUUAACUGUAUGAAGACCCAGAAAUCAUGGUUGCCCCCCAGAAUUUCAAAGAAAUCUAUAUAUAUAUGUAUAUAAAUAUAAUAUAUGUGUGUGACAGGAUAGCCGCAUACAUGGAAAAAGCGUAAGAUAAAUAUAGUCCUAUAUGCCACUAUUGUAUUCCUUUUAUAUACAAGGAGUACUGUAGUAACUUAGAGUCUCAGGGUUUUGUAAUACUGUGAGACAAGACAUCGUCCACUGUAAGUAUGAAUUUGCACUCUUUUCCUGGCAUGAACAUGAAAUGCUGGAGUUAGAUGCUACCCCACUGAAUAAGCUAAUGUACUCUACAUUGCUUUCAAUCUGAACUGUAAUAAAGGAUAUAUAUUCAGUCAGACAUUUAGAAUUGCAGAUUUUUAUUUUGUUAGUUUGUUACUAAAAAUGGACAUGGUCGAGUUGUCCAUAUUUUUCCACUUGGGAGGAGUUUGAUGUAGGUGGCAUAAAAAGGUGUAUAUAUAUUGUGAUGCUUGAUCUAGAGUGGUUACCAAGAAAGAUUAUUUUAUCUUUUAGUUUUGGCAGUCAUUGUCCCUGACUUGAAGGUGCCUUAGGCAUGUUAUUAAAUUGAUAAGUGCAUCUAGAUCAGGAGUGGCCAAAAAGUAGACUCCAGACCUACAACUUCCAUAAUGCUUUAUCACCUGUACUCUAGUAAAGGAUCAUGGGAGCUGUACUUCUGCAAAAAAGCAGGGACCUACGUCCUGGUCACUUUUGAUCCCGUGUUUCAGGUUUGAAUUUUGUAUGAAUUCACUGUAUUUUAGUCUAUCAAUACUGGAACGAUAAAAGACCCACUCUUUUUCAGAACAAAACUGGAGAUUUUCUACACUUUUCUAAUUGUAAUUGCUAUAAAUUUAGCACAGUCCAUCAGAACAGCUUCAGCUGAGAAUGACUGGAAGCUUAUUUCACUAUUGAUGUGUAAUUAUAUAAUGUUUUCAUUGGAUCAUCUAAUAUCUUGAAAUAUCAAUAAAAGAUGGAUGUUUUGUUUUACGCUUGAUCAAA
This is a messenger RNA of Pelobates fuscus (common spadefoot toad), 3075 nucleotides long. RefSeq names its product endosomal transmembrane epsin interactor 1 (gene ENTREP1). The transcript is spliced from 11 exons. The record is from RefSeq and is a predicted model, not a curated record. Gene Ontology annotation, cellular component: membrane. Lineage: Eukaryota; Metazoa; Chordata; Amphibia; Anura; Pelobatidae. The coding region runs from base 59 to 1903 and encodes 614 amino acids.